Messenger RNA from Clunio marinus, 222 nucleotides. The record is from the annotation of a GenBank genome assembly. Lineage: Eukaryota; Metazoa; Arthropoda; Insecta; Diptera; Chironomidae.
AUGGGAAACUAUCAAGCGUAUGAGGAUUCAAAGCAAGGACAUUUGGGCAAUGAAAAAUAUAAUUGCAUUUAUGUUGGUGAGAAAGUUUUGAAAACAUUUCCUAAGAGUAAAAGUCCCGCAAACAACUUCAUUCAUUGCGAUUUAUUAUUUGAAAAGGUGCAGGAAUGGAAAGGGUUCGAGACAAACUCUUUCGAAGAUGCGAUUGUCAUUGAUUUCCGUUGA